AUGCCUCCAGCAAAGACGGAAGAAGCCAAUCAAGAGAUAGCCCUCCCUCCCGAAGAAGGAAUACAGGGCUGGAUCUGCUUGGGGGGAUCUUUUUUUUCUUUAUUUUGCACAUAUGGAUUCUUAAGCGCAAUUGGUGUUUUCCAAACGAACUAUAAGGAGUCAAGACUGAAGCAAUAUGACCCCUCUGAGAUUUCGUGGAUUUUUACACUCGAAUUAUCCUUGAUGUGGGCGCUGGGUCCUGUAUACGGCCAUGUACUUGACACCUACGGAUCUGCACCAGUGUUGUACCCGUGUAGUUUUCUGUGUGUCUUAUCUCUCUGCAUGACGAGCCUUGCCCAUGAGUACUACCAGAUCUUCCUGGCCCAAGGUCUCGCAUUUGGCCUAGGCGCGGGUGGAGUAUUUACCACAGCUAUGGUCUGUACCGGUCAAUGGUUUAUCAGAAGACGAGGACUCGCAGUUGGCAUCGCGACAUCCGGAGCGAGUCUUGGCGGCGUGAUAUUUCCCAUCUUGCUCGAUCAGCUCAUCAGCAAGGUUGGCUUUGACGGAGCAGUUCGAUACACUGCUUUGUUUAUCGGCGUACUGCUGGUCCUUGCUUGUCUGAUGGUCAGGGCACGACUGCCUCCCAAUAAAUCGGAUAAGAAUUCAAAGUGGUUUGAUUUGACAUUACUCAAGAAAAAACAGCCACUCCUCCUCACCCUCGGGUGCUUCUUUUCAAUGUGGAGCAUGUGGGGGCCCUUCGACUACCUGUCAAGUAUGGCAAAGAACUCGGGAUUCUCCUCCUCACUCUCCGUAUAUCUGAUCUCUAUGAUAACCGCGGCUUCUAUUCCUGGUCGAGUCCUCCCGCCAUAUCUGGCUGAUCGUAUUGGACACCUCAAUGUGCUAACUGCCUGCUCAUUUCUGACUGCGGCAUCAAUAUUCUGUCUAUGGUUACCGUUCAAUUAUCAUCCCUCGCACGCAGGGAUCAUCGUAUUUGCUCUGGUUUAUGGAUUUGUCAGCGGAUCCAUCGUCUCUCUAUUCAUGCCUUGCGUUGCCAAGGUUGGCAAAGUGGAAUCGCUGGGCCGAGCAUUUGGCACAUUUCAACUAAUGAUCUCGAUAAGUUGCCUAACAGGACUUCCAACCAUGGGAGGUAUUCUGAACCAGCAAGGGGGAGCCGACUUUUCUGGAUUAGAGGUGUUUGCGGGUGUAUCUGCCUUUGUGGGCUCAUUGUUCCUAGCAGCAUCUACCUAUCUGUUGUCUAAGGCGCGAGGGACCUGGAAGGUUUAA
This is a messenger RNA of Aspergillus caelatus, 1263 nucleotides long. Its product is annotated as putative MFS transporter. Lineage: Eukaryota; Fungi; Ascomycota; Eurotiomycetes; Eurotiales; Aspergillaceae. The transcript has 5 exons. Gene Ontology annotation, molecular function: transmembrane transporter activity. Gene Ontology annotation, cellular component: fungal-type vacuole membrane. The coding region runs from base 1 to 1263 and encodes 420 amino acids. Gene Ontology annotation, biological process: transmembrane transport. The record is from RefSeq and is a predicted model, not a curated record.